UUUUAUUGCCUCGCCCACUCGCACCUCCCGCCCCGGGGAAUAAAUACCGAGCGUCCCACUUGGCAACCAAUCUAACAGCAGAAAGCAUCCCCCUCCCUCCAGCCCAUUCGCUCGUCGCCGACGCGCGCGUACGCUACGCUCCUCUGCUCACCCAUGGCGGCGGGGCAGUGGUCAGGCAUCGGCGACGGCGGCGGCCUCUGGGCCCCGCCCGCGCUCUACAGCCUCUUCCCCGACGAGCAGCCGGCGCUCGGCUUCUACGGGGGAUCCCUCGCGCAGCUCCCUUCCCCUCCGCCGCUCCUCGGGUACCCCCAGGACAACUUUGAUGUGUUCCAUGAACAAGACCUAGCACAGCUGGCAGCACAAGUAGCUCAAAAGAAAGAGUUGCGGGGAAAACAAGGGGCGGGAUUGCAUCACAAGAUUGGACCUCAACUAGCUUUUUCGAAAUACAGUAUACUUGAUCAAGUGGACAACUCUUCUUCUUUCUCAUUGGCAACUUCAGUGCUGACACCUCAGCAUGUCAGUUCUUCCGUAGGCGCGGCAUCAAUGCAGGGACAGACUUUGCCAUCACACACUGGUAGUGGUAGUGUCAACACUGGACCAACUGGAGUUUUACAAGUGCUCCAAGAUUCAUCCACCACUCUGGACAGUAUCAACACUGGAUCAGCUGGAGUUCUGGAAGCACUCCAAGGUUCAUCCAUCACUCUGGAUAGACCUGCUGAUGAUGGAUACAAUUGGCGUAAGUAUGGACAAAAGGCAGUCAAGGGUGGGAAGUAUCCAAAGAGCUAUUACAAAUGCACCCUGAACUGCCCGGUCAGGAAAAAUGUAGAGCACUCUGCAGAUGGACGAAUUAUUAAAAUAAUUUAUAGAGGUCAGCACUGCCAUGAACCUCCCUCGAAGAGGUUUAAAGAUUGUGGUGAUUUAUUGAAUGAGUUAGAUGAUUUCAAUGAUGCCAAGGAGCCUUCAACUAGAUCACAAUUAGGUUGUCAAGGUUAUUAUGGAAAACCUAUAACGCCAAAUGGCACGAUGGUGGAUGGUUUAUUGCCAACGAAGGAAGAGGGAGAUGAACAAUUAUCUAGUUUAAGUGAUAUCCGGGAAGGUGAUUGUGAAAUAAGAAUUGUUGAUGCAGAUGUUGGUGAUGCUGAUGCAAAUGAAAGGAAUGUACCAGGUCAAAAGAUUAUCGUGAGUACAACGAGCGACGUUGACCUUUUGGACGACGGCUAUAGGUGGCGCAAGUAUGGACAGAAAGUGGUGAGAGGAAAUCCUCACCCAAGGAGCUAUUACAAGUGCACUUACCAAGGCUGCGCCGUCAAGAAGCAUAUCGAGAGAUCUUCCGAGGAACCACAUGCUGUGAUAACUACAUACGAAGGGAAGCAUACCCAUGACGUGCCUGAGUCCAGGAACAGAAGCCAAGCCACAGGUCAACACCACUGCAAAGAGCAGACUUAUUCAGAACAACCAGCUGCUAGCUUCUGCAGUAGCUCGGAAAAGAGAAAAUACGGAACAGCCAUUCUGAACGAUCUCGCCUUCUAGUUUGGUCCCGGUGUCUUCUUCACCGACCAUGGUGGUGGCUCGCGAAAGAAAGAAAGAAGCACAGUUCGAUUGGUUCAUCGGUGACGGGCUGUUGUUGCUCAUGCUCUGUUUGCUGUAUAUUCCCCACUCCAGUAAUAACUCUUGCAUAUGCAGAAGUUGUAACUGCUGAACAUGAAGGGUGGUCCAUUCUUGGUUAAAACCUUUCAGUUGGACCAGCAUGAACUGCGUGUCAGGUGCACAUAUUUUGUCUGUUGAAAACUUGGAUAUUUCAGUUAAACAGCACAAGGCAAUGAUUGCAUGCUAACCCAACUGCAAUUUGAAGUA
Messenger RNA from Aegilops tauschii subsp. strangulata, 1854 nucleotides. Its product is annotated as probable WRKY transcription factor 4. Gene Ontology annotation, biological process: regulation of DNA-templated transcription. NCBI's taxonomy places the organism in Eukaryota, Viridiplantae, Streptophyta, Magnoliopsida, Poales, Poaceae. The record is from RefSeq and is a predicted model, not a curated record. Gene Ontology annotation, molecular function: sequence-specific DNA binding; DNA-binding transcription factor activity.